Messenger RNA from Bicyclus anynana (squinting bush brown), 3618 nucleotides. RefSeq lists its product as uncharacterized. The transcript is spliced from 3 exons. Bases 356 to 934 code for a protein of 192 amino acids. The record is from RefSeq and is a predicted model, not a curated record. NCBI's taxonomy places the organism in Eukaryota, Metazoa, Arthropoda, Insecta, Lepidoptera, Nymphalidae.
UGCGACCGCCGGCAGUCGCAGAAAGGCGUCCGUUACGGCAACACGUCGCGCCCGCUUCCUCGAAACUGAGACGCGCGUACCAUUGCCGUCUGCAGCUGUCCACACCUCUCGUCCGGUACGAUGACGGUCCAUACCCGUGGACCGACAAUCCCCGCUUUCUACGCUGCAACGGUACAGGGUGACCGCGAUCCGAGACGUUACGCUGAUCUUGUUUACAUCCCGACUGUUUACUAGGCGUAUAAAGUUUUGGCCGUCGACAUUUACUAAAUCGUGCGUGUACCGGCUGAAACAUUGGGAAACUUUUAGUGAAGUUUAAAAAUAAAUUCGCUUCAGUGCUGAGUGACGAUUGAUCGAGAUGUGCUCGUGCAGCAAGUUCUAUGACUUCUGGAAAAACUCUUGUGGCGCAGGCAUGUCCUUAGACGAGGGCAGACAGUCGCAGCGGCCGUACCGCUAUGGCAUGGUGCUGCUGUGCGCAGGCGCGCUGAUCAACUGGCUGGGGCUGGCCGAGGACUACGCGGAGCCCGUGCGCUACGUGGGCGUGGCCUGCAUCGUCGCCGGCGCGCUGCUCAUCUGCGCCGCCAUGUGCUGCUGGCUGCAGUCACCCGCCCGCCAGCCGCAGAACGACCGCGCUUCGCCAGACACCCACCAAAUUGACGAUCCCAUCCACGUGAUAUCGAUGCCGGACGAGGAGACGAUGCAGCAGAAGCCGCCAGACUACGACACGGUGGCGGGCGCGCCCCCCACCUACGACGACGCCAUUAAACUGAACCCGGCGCGCUUGCUGCCCGCCACGAGCAGCGCGCGAGCGGCCCCCAGCUCUGACGUCACCGUCAUACCCGGCCAGCUCGACGAGGCGCAGGCUGUCGCCGCAGUGCACACGCCGGUGCCCAAGACGCCGCCGCCGCCAUACAGACCACCGCAGGCGAUCAGAUGAAACCUCGGCCGGGAACGUGUGUUACUUUAAAUCGACUGCUGUUUCAUGUGAUGUGACGUAGGACUUGUAAAUAGUGGGCGCUAACGAUGGCCCCCUCGGCGCCUAUCGGACGUAUAUUGCUGAAAUGUUGCGGUAUUAUUUUGAUCAUACAUGGAACUUAUUUCAUUAGGAUGUCGAGCGUAGGAACGAUGCGUACUUAUGUGAUAUUAAAAAGUUAAACUUAAUUUACCUGCCCUGUAUAUAUUUAUUAUUUUUUUAUAAAUUAGUCAUAUAGUGAGCUAAUAACAAAAUUUGCCUAAAAACAAAAUUUCUUCCACCAUGGAAUUCCUGAACUCCUUUUAAUUAUUAUUUAUUUGUUAAGAAUACGUAGGCAGCUGCUUCGAUGAUGGCUUAUGAUGAACCGUGUAGCAUUUACAAUCAAUGGAAACAGUGCCAUUAAAAUAACUAAGGUAGCUUCGUAAUCAUAAAAUAUACAUUUGGUAAGUGCAGUAUUACCGUGUUAGCGUUAGCCAGAUGGCUCAGUGUCACUAUUGUGAAGAUAGUGUCUCACUUGCUCAAUUGAAUAAACUUGUGUUCGUAAAUUAUAAAUAGUUCAUAAAUAUCAGAAAUUAUUGACAGACACUUGUGGAAAAUAUCUACUAAAAACUCAGCGAAAAGCGUUUAGAUAUGACUGAAGGAGACAAAAUACCUAAAUGUCUAUACAAAUGACUCAACUUUUUCAGAUGACUCGAGUAAGAUAACUUUCAUAUCGAAAACUAAUCUAUCUACAUUGGCACGAAAUUCUGUAUCUAUAAGGAUAACUUACUUACUGUGUAUAACACACAUGUGAUAAUUUCAUUAAUUUUAUUGAUAAUUACUAUUAAUUAUUAAGUGAUGGCGGGAAUAGACGAACAGCAACAAGAGACGAUGAUUUUUGUUAGUACUUUAUGAGUGCGAUUGCAUUUUACUCGCAUGUUGAUCGCACACUGUCUUAUCAUCUUCAAUAGAGGAAACCACUAUGAAUUUUUCUAGUAAUAACUGCACAUUUUAUGCCUCCUAUGGCAGUCUGCGAUCAACAUUAUACUUUAUCUCUAAAGACCUUUCUAUGUGUAUAUAGGCCUUGAGAUUGUAUUGGUCUUUCCGAGAAAUUCCUAUAGUUUAUAAUCUUUAGUUACAUUAUUGUUAAAAAAAAUCACCAAUCAGUUUGAUUCUAUUCUAGUCUUAUAUUAAUUAAUGACUAUAAUAAAAUAUAAACUUUUUGUUUGAACACCUUUGAAUAAUUUUGUAUUUGUACAAGUUUUCCUUUGCACAAUUUAUAAAGUUGAAGUGAAACAACCCACAAACACGCAAUAGACCAGUGUGGUGGGUAUGAGCAGCAAGCUAUUGAUGCCUUUUUUAUGAGGGAUAAUUAGUGCUCAGUGAUGAGUUGAUGAUGUUAAUUAAUUACUUUGAUAAUUAAAAGUCAUAAAAUUGCAAAAGUGCUAAUUAUAGCACAUAAAUAAACAUAAAACUUAAAUACGGCAUAAUGUUGAGUAGAAAAGUAUUAGCUAUAUGUGUAUAUUACUUCAAUUCACAAUGUUUUCGUUUUUCAAUAAGCGUUUUCCUACCAACAUAUUACACGUACCUACUUAUAAAAACUAUAAAUAAAAUAGAAAGAUACCUGUUUCAUAAACAUUGCUAAUUAUAUUGUUAAUCUAAUUAGAAUUAUCUUAAUGUAAAUGCAACUACGUACCUACUUCUUAUCUAUAGGUAGUUUUCAUCAUAUAAUUUGAAACAUAUCAAUCAUUGUAUAUAAUUGUUUGUACAAGUUUUUUACGAUUGAUCGGUAAAAGUAGUGACGUCACUUUAAGAACAGCACUAUUAAUUCAUCAUACUUACAAUAUCACGUAAAUUAACCAAAGUUUUGGAUUUGUAUUAAUUAGAGUGCAUCAUCACUUACCAUCAGGUGAGAUUGUAGUCAAGGGCCAACUGGUAAAUAAUGAAAAAAGAAACCGAUCCACCAAUCAUUCGCUUUUCACUGUCAUGUUACUGCAGUUGGUUAGAAGUAAAACUCACGGGAAAUUCUUGCUUACUCGUCCUACCUUUGUGAACGUCGAAACAAGCUUUUUGCACCGUUAGGUACCUACUCUUAGCUGCUUUUGGUAAAACCAUUUACGUAGACAACAGCUAACUGAUGGUGUUAACGUACGGAAGACUAUUAUAUAAAUAAUAAUACUUGUAUAUCCACUGGGAAAAUAUAGUAUUAUAAUAGAAUAAGUCGUACGAAUUUAUAGUAGUGUCGUUAACCGUUCAAUACCAAAUUACUUAAUAAACUAGGUAUAUAACGGUACGUUUUCACCAUAGAACUUCGUAUCUUCAUCGCUUAAUUUAACUGUAAAAUACAACCAAUGACUAGAUUAAACAAAAUGUUUGUGUUCAUCUGGCCUAACAUGUAACUUUGUUAUUUAAAAUACAUGUAGGUACAGUAAGCACCGAGCGUCAACAAUUUACCUAACCUAUGAAUCGUUAAAUUGAUCUGAGCUUGCAAUAAAUUGGGACCAAUAACUAAUAUUAUUAUUGUAACUUCGAUGUAACGUCAUCAAUCUCUUAAGUUGCCAGUUUAUGUUAAGAUUUACAAUGCUGAAGUUGUGCAUUUAUUAUUUGUACAUUUUACAAAGAUACAAAAUUUGAGUGUACAUACAAAAUAAAUGUUGUUGCGAAAGUAA